AGUUUACCAAAAAUAAAAUAAAAGCAGAAAGCAGUGCAUUGGCCUUUCCCUUUUAAACUUAAAAUCAGCCCUUGACCCGGUGUUGGAUCGAGAGUCGAGAGCGAGAAAAAAAAUCGUACCGCUGGCUUAAUGUCGUCGGAACCUCCACCUUUCCAGGAAGCAGCACGCUGUGACAUCUGCAAAUGUAGCUUCAACACAUUCAAACGACGGCAUCACUGCCGUUGUUGUGGUAGGACAUUUUGCCAUGAACAUUCAUCAAAUCAAAUGGCUUUACCUCAAUUUGGCAUUCAGUCAUGUGUCAGAGUUUGCUCCGAUUGUUUCAAUACCUCAUCUCGACCUGAUGAUUCACGGGCUCCAAUAAAUAGCAUUGAUGCCGUGACAGAUUUGAUUCCCAGAAUAGACAAAGCAACUCUCAAUAUGAAGGAUGACCAAAUGAUGGGGCAGGACCUUACUGUGAAUAAUCAGGACUGCAGGUGUGGGAUGCCUUUAUGCAUUUGUGAAGCCCCAGUCCCGGACCCUUCUCCAUUGCAGAUGCCAACUGCUUCCACUUCCACCGCACAGUCCAACCCGAGAGUAAGGAAGUCGGACCAUGUUCCAAAGAAUGCCCGUUCUGUUUUGAACAGCAAUCCCAGUUCACUUUUCAGUCUAGGUCAAGUGACGAAUGGUAGCUUGGAACAUCCUCAUAUGGAUUAUGAAGUUAAUGGUGAGGGUUUAAGAGAAGCUAUUAAGAACAGAGACAUUCCUGCAGUCAAGAAGCUUCUGAGUGAGGGUGUGGAUGCAAAUUACUUUGACAAACAAGGAUUAUCCUUGCUACACUUGGCAGCGCUGUUUAAUCUUACUGAGAUUUCUUUUGCACUUAUGGAUCAUGGAGCUAGAGUGGACUGCAAGAAUGCACAAGGGGAAGUCAUUUUAGGGACAAUUUGAGGAAGGCGCUUCCCACAAGGAAAGGUAAAGUCUCCAAUUUAUGCUUUAGCAUUUGGUUGCUUUCCAAAGGAAAGUAAUUUUUUGGGACAUUUUAGGAAUGUCCUUCCCACAAAUUUGUCAUAGAGAAAAGGUGGAAAGCAUUGUGAAGGAAACUCUUUUCUCACUCGAUCACUUCUCUUUCUGAGUCAACCAAACAGAGUUGUGUGAGAAACCAAUUCUCUCACAUUUCCAUUGCUACACACGUUACUGGGAAUGCAACCAGAUACAUGUUAGUAUGUUACCUACACAUCCCCUUUCUAAUGACUUCCAAUACCCUGUGACCAUGACUUUGUUUUCCAUAUUUCAGUUUUAGCCUUAUUAGGAUGAAGAUCUCCCAAUUAUUACAUAAUGACUCCUUUAGCUUCUAAUAGUUAUUACUUGUUGGGCUCACAAAGAGGGUAGGAAUCAUGGGAUUGAUAAGAGAGAGAUAUAUAUAUUUUUUUGAACGGUUAAGAGCCCUAGUUAAUUAUUUUUAAAGCGGGGUCAAAAACAACAUUCAUGUGGUAUUUCCCUAAAUUGAACUUUUAGUAUAUCCCUGAACCCAUAUGCAAGGGCAGGGGGACUAUGUCCAUGGUUCUUUGUGGCAUUCUCACAAUUAUUUUCUUCUUUUUUUCCCCCUAGAUAUGAUUGUCAACCAAUAUUCAACAUGAGUACUCAAAGAAGAAGAAAAAAAAAAAAAAAAAAAAAAAAAAACUGUAUUCAACAUAAACUUAAAUGGACAAACCUAAAAAGGAGUGAUCCUUUGACAGCACAGAAAAAGUUUGAAAAAAAAAAAAAAGGGCAAAACAAAAAUGGGAGUAUGCCCCUUUAGUCAACGGUCAGACACCCUUCCCAACCUGUAAAAAAAGGGGAAAAGGUGCCGCUGUGUAGGUUCUGAUAGGGUUCUGCUACUCACCGCACCAGUUCUCAUGCUCUCUACGUUUUCUUGGUGGCUUUGGUCUUAUCGAUGCCGGACUCAUCUUAAGCUUCAGGUUUUGAGUUCCCACAAUGUUGCCUCUCACACUGAUCUAUUUUAUUUAUUGGAAAUUAAUGCCUCUUAUCUCUCCUCUGAUUCUGUUAGCAGUAAACUGAUGAAAUCACCUUACUACACAUGGCUGAGGUACUCUAAAGGGAAAAAUGACCAAAUCUUUAGGGAAAAAGCAGAAGCUUUCAAAAUCACUGUAAACAACCAACUGAUACCUUAUCGUUUUCAUGGCUGAAAUGAAGUAUUUUGCUCUUUUUCUUUCUUUCACAUUGGAAUGAUGUGAAUUAAUUUUGCAACAAAGUUUAAAUUAAGAGUUUGCUUAUGGGUAGUGAAUUAUUUAAUCUCAACUUAUGAAUCUCUUGGUAGGGGAAACACCUCUAGAUUGUGCUCCUGUGAUGUUGCAAUACAA
Macadamia integrifolia is the source of this 2336-nucleotide messenger RNA. Its product is annotated as hepatocyte growth factor-regulated tyrosine kinase substrate. Gene Ontology annotation, molecular function: metal ion binding; ubiquitin binding; phosphatidylinositol-3-phosphate binding. Gene Ontology annotation, cellular component: ESCRT-0 complex. The coding region runs from base 130 to 924 and encodes 264 amino acids. The transcript is spliced from 10 exons. Gene Ontology annotation, biological process: protein transport to vacuole involved in ubiquitin-dependent protein catabolic process via the multivesicular body sorting pathway; protein targeting to vacuole. NCBI's taxonomy places the organism in Eukaryota, Viridiplantae, Streptophyta, Magnoliopsida, Proteales, Proteaceae. The record is from RefSeq and is a predicted model, not a curated record.